AUGGCUGCCAAGGGGGGGGAGGGCAGAAGGGCGGCUCAGGGGGGCUUCUCGCCUUGGCUGGUGAGGCAAGAAGGGGCGGCGGGCAGCGAGCGGGUGGCACAAGCGAGAGAAGCGCGGCUGGGCAAAUGGCUUGCGAUUACGGCGGCAGGGGGUUGCCUGGCGCUGCUGCUGGGGCUGCUGGGGCUGGAGGUGCCCCCGUGCGGAGGCUGCCCGUCGGACUGCGUGUGCUACCCGUCGCCCAUGACCGUGAGCUGCCAGUCGCACCAGCUGCCGGCCAUCCCGGCGGGCAUCCCCGAGGCCAGCGAGCGCGUCUUCCUGCAGAACAACCGCAUCUCGCUGCUGCUGCGCGGCCACUUCAGCCGGGCGCUGGUGACCCUGUGGCUCUACUCCAACAACCUCACCUUCGUCGACCCGGCCGCCUUCGAGGGCUUCGAGCACCUGGAGGAGCUCGACCUGGGCGACAACCGCGAGCUGCGCGCCCUGGCCCCGGACACCUUCCGCGGGCUGGCCCGCCUCCACGCGCUGCACCUGUACAAGUGCGGCCUGGCCUCGCUGCCCGCCGGCCUCUUCCGGGGCUUGCACAACCUGCAGUACCUCUACCUGCAGGACAACCAGCUGGCCGCGCUGCAGGAGGACCUCUUCGGCGACCUGGUCAACCUGAGCCACCUCUUCCUGCACGGCAACCGCCUGCGCAGCCUCCAGCAGAACACCUUCCGCGGCCUGGUCAACCUGGACCGCCUGCUGCUCCACCAGAACCGGCUGCAGAGCGUCCACCGGCGCGCCUUCCACGACCUGCGCCGCCUCACCCUCCUCUUCCUCUUCAACAACAGCCUGGCCGAGCUGCCCGCCGAGGCGCUGGCCCCGCUCGGCGCCCUCGAGUACCUGCGCCUCAACGGCAACCCCUGGGACUGCGGCUGCCGCCUGCGCUCCCUCUGGGACUGGCUGCGGCGCUUCCGCGGCUCCAGCUCGGCCGUGCCCUGCGAGUGGCCCGAGCGCAGCCGCGGCCUGGAUCUCAAGGAGCUGCGCGCCCAGGACUUCGCCGCCUGCGCCGGCGCCGAGUCCCUCCACCAGGGCAAGGGCGCCCCCCGCCGGCCCCCGCUGCUGCAAGCCUCGUCGGCCGAGAAGGGCAAGGGCGCCUCCUCCUCCCGCAAGCCCGCCAAGAGCUGCCCCAAAGGCCGCAACCGGACCGCCAAGCCCGCCUCGCUGGGACCCGGCAAGGCCGCCCAAGGAGAGAUGCAGGACCAGGAGCACAAGCUGGCCUUCGACCUGCUGCCCGCCGGCCUCCCCCCCAAGCAGAAGGGCAAGUGCCCGCGGACAUCGCUCCUGCCCCCCAGCGGGGUCCAGAGGGCGGCGGGCGGCGGGGUGGGGAACCGGGGCGAGCGGGCUCCCGGCGCCUGCCUGCUGCUGGCCUCGCUCCUCGCCUGCCUCGCCGUCCUCCGCUGA
Messenger RNA from Heteronotia binoei (common prickly gecko), 1443 nucleotides. RefSeq names its product reticulon 4 receptor like 1 (gene RTN4RL1). NCBI's taxonomy places the organism in Eukaryota, Metazoa, Chordata, Lepidosauria, Squamata, Gekkonidae. The transcript is spliced from 2 exons. Gene Ontology annotation, cellular component: plasma membrane. Bases 1 to 1443 code for a protein of 480 amino acids. Gene Ontology annotation, molecular function: protein binding. The record is from RefSeq and is a predicted model, not a curated record.